AUGAGGAAGUACGAGCGGGAUCUGGGCCCACUGUUACUAUCAGCCUUCAAAGGAAACCAGUGUAUACUAGAUGGGGAGGUGCUCGCUUACGACGAAGACACGGGUACAUUCCUAAAACAUACCACCAACCGAUCAACUGCAGCAGAAACGGCCGGUCACAGACAUCUUUGUUUUAUUAUUUUUGAUAUUUUGCUUUAUGGUGAUGCUAAAAAUGCCGCGCAAAAUUUCACUACUACCCCAUUAAAAGUGAGAAGGGAAGUUCUGAUGAAAGUGGUAAAGAGUAUUAAUACAUAUAUUGAAGUUGUUAAUUUCCGCGUCAUACCGUCUACCUCUGAAGCUGUGAUGGAUGAGAUCAACAUGGCUGUUGCGAACGGCGAAGAAGGGCGGGUUUUCAAGGACCCUGAUUCGGUAUAUUCAAUUGGUAAGAACGGUUACGGGUGGUUCAAGCUGAAACCAGAGUACUCAUAUCAUCUGUCCAUGGAGCUUGACUUGGUUGUUGUUGGAGCCUAUUUCGCUUCUGGUACAGCCCGUAUCGAACGAAGCAGGAAUGUUGGUGCCUCUGGGAAAAGUGGCGGUGGCUCAACUGAGCGCUUUGAAGGGCCUGAGAGAUCACCUGAGAGGAACUAUGGUUGCUUGGUCUCCACUCGUCGGAAAAGCGGCUGCCCAGUGGCUGGUUGAUGCAGAUAAGCUCCCGAGUGGAGUUCGGCCAGAUUUGGUAUCACGAGAUCCCUCUACGUUGGGGGCUGGGCAGCCUGCGGUAAUGGUGGUGCGCUGUGGUGAACUGCAGAGUAGUUCCAAGUGGCCAGCGGGAUUGACUCUACGUUUUCCGCGAUGUGUCACCGCUGUUAGAAAGGAUAAAACGGCGGAGGAAGUGGACACGCUGAGUGAAAUUCAAGAAGUAGUGAUGGAGAGGAGUAGUGGUCGGGG
Perkinsus marinus ATCC 50983 is the source of this 927-nucleotide messenger RNA. Its product is annotated as dna ligase iv, putative. Bases 1 to 678 code for a protein of 225 amino acids. The transcript has 7 exons. Gene Ontology annotation, cellular component: DNA ligase IV complex. Gene Ontology annotation, molecular function: DNA ligase (ATP) activity; DNA binding; ATP binding. Gene Ontology annotation, biological process: double-strand break repair via nonhomologous end joining; DNA recombination; nucleotide-excision repair, DNA gap filling. The record is from RefSeq and is a predicted model, not a curated record. NCBI's taxonomy places the organism in Eukaryota, Perkinsozoa, Perkinsida, Perkinsidae.